GACGCGCAAUGUCAACAGCCGCUGCCCCGCAGGAGUCUCAUGUGCAGCUAACGUCGGGCUAGCGCCUCGCCUGCUCAGUGCCGUCUAUGAAUCCUGGAGGCUGUUUUAAUGAAAACCACCCCAGCCAAAAGUGACAGUGAAAAGCCAUUAACCACCCGCCGUCGCCCAGCCGUCCAGAUCCACCACUAUCACAACCAGUACCCCCACCAGUACCACCACCCAGCCUUCUGCUUAGCACUUAUUACAACCCCUUAAUAACCACCUGCCCUAUGGACCGCAGAGUCUCUGCUCUAUCCACCAAACGCUGCCAUGGGACACAUGAUGAAUGACAAGCUGGUCUUCCUGGGCCUGCUGUACUUUGUUCAGGGCAUCCCCUAUGGGCUCCAAUCGUCUCUGCUCCCGGUCUACCUGCGGGGAGCCGGCCACUCCCUGACCCGCAUCGGCUUCACCAAGAUCCUCUACUUCCCCUGGGUGCUGAAGGUCCUCUGGGCGCCCCUGAUAGACCGCAUCGGCUCCAAGCGGCGCUGGCUGGUCGGCACGGUCUCCGGGCUGGCGCUGACCUGCGUCUCCAGCGCCCUGCUGGCCCCGGAGUCCCACAUCUGGGCGGUGGCGGGGACGCUGCUGGUCAUGAACGCCCUGGCGUCGGUGCAGGACAUCGCGGUGGACGGGGCGGCGGUGGGCCUCCUGAAGAGCCGCGGCGAGCUGGGGCUGGGGAACACGGCCCAGGUGGUGGGCUACAAGGCCGGCUCGGUGUUCGCCGGCGGCGGACUGCUGGCCGUGAUCGACGUGGCCGGCUGGAGCUGGAUGUUCCUGCUGCUGACGUUCGUGUACGCCGGUGUGGCCCUGUUUGUGUGGGGCGCGCCCGUGCUGGACGAGGACUCGCUGAGGUGCCAGCAGCAGACUGACGGGGGCCGGAGAGGUGGGAGCCAGGGGGCAGACAUCGUCAGGCCCUGGAGGGUGUGGAGGAAGAUGCUGGCAGUGCCCGGCACCCCCUGGACGGUGUUGUAUGUGCUGACGUAUAAACUAGGUGCGUUGUUCAACCGCAGUACCUCCGUGAGGGCUUGUGCCUUUAUCCAACACCGGCGAGCAGGGGGCCGUCACCAUGUUCCCUCUGUUCCUGCUGGACCACCACAUGACGGCCAGGGAGCUGGGCUUCUGGAACGGCGUCAUCGCCAUGGCCUUCUCCAUCUGCGGCUCCUCCCUCGGAGGCGUGCUGCUCGCACAGUGCAGCAUUGGAACUCUGAUGCGGCGGGUGUUUGUGAUGCGGACCGUCAGCAUGGUGUUCCAGAGCUCCCUGCUCACCGUCCUGGACCCCUCCCCGCUCAUGAAAGGCAUGGCGGUGCUCAGCAUGAGCGUUCAACACUUCCUGGGUGGCCUAAUCACCACGCUCACCUUUACCACCAUGAUGCACUGCACCCAGAGAGCUGACGAGAGCGUGCAGGCCACCCACUACAGCUUCCUGGCCACGCUGGAGGUGCUGGGCAAGCUGCUGUUCAGCGCCCUAGCAGGCUGGAUGGUGGACUGGUUGGGCUACCAGGUGGCCUUCCUCUUCUUCCUCACCCUGUCGGCGGGCACGGCGCUGCACGUGUGGACGGCCACCCUCACCGGAGCGCUCCGAGAACAGCCGCUCAAGCAGCCGCUCAAACAGCCGCUCAAACAGCCGCUCAAACAGCCGCAGUGACCGCGCCCAGAGAGAGGAGAGGAGGGGGCUGGAGGGACGGCAGGGGGGCCGCCGGGCGUCCGUCCGUCCGCGGGCCAGCCUGGCGUUCGUGGAUUUGUCCCGGACUCGUCUCCGAAAGUCGGAAUGUAGCACACACGCGUGCGCGUGGUGCAGUAGACGCUUUACUGGAGUGUAACUCGAUUACGAGGGGGAUGUAAAAAAAUAAAUAAAAGCGAAGGUAUUUUGGGAGAAUUUAACGUUUGAUGCUUUGUGUGGGCGGUCUGAGCGAAGGUUUAAGUGACGAGACAUUUUAUUUAAACAUGGUAAGCCAUUGGUAUGGAUGUGUAGUUUAAAGCAAUAUCGCCGCCAGUGAUGGUUGUCCUAUCACAUUGUACUGUGCUGUAUGUCAGUGGGAUGUUUACUUAAUCGUUUCUAAUAAGGUGCUGUCACACCAAUAUUGUACCGGGGGCGAAAAUUGUACCGCCUACGUAAUCUGCGUUCGAAAAUUCCAAACCUGCCUGGCAACAGACGAUCGCGUCGAACGUUGCCUGGCAACGGACGAUCGCGUCGAACGUUGCCUGGCAACGGACGAUCGUGUCGAACGAUGACGUAGGAAGGUUAAUGAACAUUCACGCUCAUUCAUCGAGCGCCACAAGACGUAAUAACAUUAAACAGAUAACACUUAUUUUACAAAUGACAUUUAUUAGCGUUUCUAACUUUAUAUUUGUAUUGUAUUUAAUUGUUUAAUCACAUUUAGCUAGUAAACUGAGUGUAUUAACACAAGCUAGCUAGACUAUGAUACACUUUAAACACUCAGUUUACUAGCCAAAUUCAAUACAAUACAAAUAUAAAGUAAAAAACAAGUGUUAUCUGUAUUAUGUUAUUUCGUCUUUGGCAACAUGAGCGCAAAUGUUUUUUGAAACCUGCCUGGCAACAGACAAUCGUGUCGAACGAUGGGUUAUGUUUCGAACGCGGAUUACGUAGGCGGUACAAUUUUCGCCCCCGGUACAAUUGUGAUGUGACAGCUCUGCUACCUGUUGUACGGAGUUAUGUCGUUAUUAUGCUCAUUUCUGAAACAUGCUUCACCAGCUUCAGUUAUAUCCAAAGAACCAGCAGGAGUCAUAGAUCAGUCAGUUCAUAACAAGCAGGCUGAAAAUGACAUGGAAAAAAAGCAAUUUAGUCGUUUGGCGUUUAUUCCUUAGAUUCCACCCUUCUAUAAGAACGAAAAUAAAUCAUUGUCUGAAUUGCGGUUGCACAGCAUUCGGCCCCGUAGCUAUUUAGCCGGUUGGUUACCAUAGCAACCUUAAGCCUUUCACACUGCAUGGUGCCGUCCAAUCUCAGUUCUUCAAUUGAACAAUCUCCCCAUAAAAAAAAAAAAUCUGCGUGUAACCACUGUUUACUGGUUACCACUGGUUACACACCGGUCACUCUCCUAUUUGAGUCUCAUGACGUAUGUAUGUAAAAACUAGGAUGUAGAAUAAUAAAAUGACCCGCACUAUAACUCUUGUAGUAAAAUACUAAACUGUAAAGUACUGUAAUACACUUCAAAUCAUCAGCACAAGCAACCACUUUAUUCUUUUUAUUAGGUUAGGCAGAGCGAGUGUGUGUGUGUGUGUGUGUGUGUGUGUGUGUGUGUGUGUGUGUGUGUGUGUGUGUGUGUGUGUGAGGGUUUGUGUGUGUGUGUGAGUGACACAACAGAAAUUCUGUAAUAAAAAUUAAGUCUUAUACUAAACAUAAAGGUCUUAAUGCUAAGGGUGUUUUAUCCUUACCUCAUCAUAAAGCCUUGUGAAUUCUGGCGUGAUGCCAGCCCCAGCAGUAAAGAAAAAAGGCAAAAUGAAAACAAGAAGGAGCCAUAGCCGGCUCACAGAUCCCGGCCCAUGUCGACACUACGUUACCGUGGUCUGUGAGGCCAAGCCCACUGUCGUUCAGCUACAUCACAGCACACUGGAUGUAAUGUACAUCUCUGUCAGCAAGGUGGACUGUGAUUUCCCCCCCCCCCCC
This is a messenger RNA of Gadus morhua (Atlantic cod), 3661 nucleotides long. RefSeq names its product major facilitator superfamily domain containing 3 (gene slc33a2). Gene Ontology annotation, biological process: acetyl-CoA transmembrane transport. Lineage: Eukaryota; Metazoa; Chordata; Actinopteri; Gadiformes; Gadidae. Gene Ontology annotation, molecular function: acetyl-CoA transmembrane transporter activity. Bases 310 to 1428 code for a protein of 372 amino acids. The transcript is spliced from 7 exons. The record is from RefSeq and is a predicted model, not a curated record. Gene Ontology annotation, cellular component: membrane.